CCUACCGCCGAGACACUGCCUUGCCAGCCUUGGCAAAAAUAAUGACUAAAAAUGAGAUCACGGAAAAUGAACUAGAUGCUGACACCCAAACCCAAUAUGAAAACUUAAAAAAUGGAGAAAUUACCGAACCCGACGCCAUUAUUGCAGCCGAAAAAUUAAUUACGGAAAAAAUUAGCCAGCAAGGAGCCAGCAAAAAGUUAAAUCAUCUCCUCAGCCAAGCAAAAAAGGCCUUAAAAUCCGGCCAAAGAACCCAAGUGGAAACAGCCUUAAAAGAAUUAGUGGCAUUCACAAUCGCAGACAAUAACAACACCGAAAACCCAACCCCAGGAUUUUUUCGCCCUCAAGUGCUUAUUCCUCUCUUUUUAGUUCUCGUUUUACUGGGCGGAAUAAUUUUCUCAAUCGUUCGUCGCCGGAAACGACAAAAGAAGGUGAACUACCCACCACUUAUAGAA
This is a messenger RNA of Racocetra persica, 452 nucleotides long. NCBI's taxonomy places the organism in Eukaryota, Fungi, Glomeromycota, Glomeromycetes, Diversisporales, Gigasporaceae. The record is from the annotation of a GenBank genome assembly.